Molecule: messenger RNA, 5135 nt
Organism: Gymnodraco acuticeps
Lineage: Eukaryota; Metazoa; Chordata; Actinopteri; Perciformes; Bathydraconidae
Gene: map3k19
Product: mitogen-activated protein kinase kinase kinase 19
Exons: 17
Coding region: 176-4576 (1466 amino acids)
Biological process (GO): protein phosphorylation
Molecular function (GO): protein kinase activity; ATP binding
Source: RefSeq, a predicted model, not a curated record
GGGAGAGCAGACACUGGAGCAGAGGGUCUGUUCUAAAGGAUCAAAGGUUUACGAGUCAAAUGUCCACGGAGGGUCGGACAAGAAAUAUUGCUGCAGUAUCUCAUCAAUGGAUAUAAAGAAAAGGGCUAAAAGCAUAAAAUGACAUCAUCACAAUCUGACUGAUAAUCUGUGAACUAUGCAGGAAAGCGAGAAGAGAAACACCUUCAAGAAGAUGCUGCGAAAAGAGCAGGAAGAGGAAAUUGAAGAGGUCCCAGUAAUGAGCCAUGAGGAAGAGGAGGAACUGGGGGUCUCCGACACUGAAGAUGAGGAAGAACAAGCAACAUUUCCACUUAUCACCGCCUGUCGUAUAGGAAUAACUCAGGUGGUGCAGCGGCUGCUGCGGGGGGGGGGCGAUCUGACCCUGUGUGACCGCAGCCAGCAGACAGCGCUCCACAUCAGCUCCCCCGAGCUCCAGGGGAAAGUGCUGGGGUGGAUGUCGAGGCCUCAUCUGUCCCCCCAGGCCCAGCUGCUGCAGGCUGCCUGGCAGGGAGACCUGCACUCCUUACAGCUCCUGCUGGCUCAGACAGACAGGGUGGAUGUGAAUGUUCCGAACAGUGACGGUGUGACGGCGGUGAUGCUCGCUGUCAGGAACAUUGACCUGUUUGAAGACCUUGCUACACGGUUGACAUGGGAACACCGACCUGUGGAAGUGGUCAAGGAACUGCUGGGACUCUCGCCUGAUCUGCGAGUACGAGACCACAGCGGCUGUUCUGCUAUCCACUAUGCUGUUAACAUCAGCAGCCCUCUGAAGGAGGAGAUCAUUCAUAUGAUGGUAGAGGCAUUAAGUCACGCAGAUGGUGCCUCCAUGUCACCUCUAGCCCUUGACAAGUACUCAAGCCAGGAUUCUGACUCAGAGUUUGGAGAUUCAGACGUAGAGUUGGACCUUGAGAGCCUUUAUCACAACCGGUCAGUUGCUGCCUCCCCCACGCAGACACCAACCCAUCAGGACGGCUUUCUACUAUACAGCCACACAGGGGAAGUACUGGAGUCUCCAGGUUACUCUCCUCUAUCUGACCAUCAUAAAGGUCUCAGCCAAGAUAAGGGAAUCCCCCUCUGUUUCCAAAACGCCAUGGAAACGCUGAGCGACAUCAGGCAAGCCUACCAGGAUGCAGGGAGAAGAAGCAGAGGAGGUAUGUCUUUGCCUCACCUUGGGGACAACGGCAGACGCUGGAGCCAUCUGGUUCCUUCUCCCUCACCUGGUUUGCUGAGUACCAGGACCUCCUGUCUGCCAGUACCUCCUAAACAUAGAAAGAGAACAACAAGUGUGGUGGCUGCACCCCCAUCGUCCCCCAGCUUGCUGUCUGUGACAGAGCCCAGCCCGCUCAGCCAAUCAGCACCCAGUAUCCUGGAACCACUGCUCUGUUCCAACAGUAUGAUGCAGGCCAGAGCACACAUCCAGAGCCGACUGGGUUCUCAAGAAACUGAAAAUGAACAAAAGGGUCCCUUACUGUCUCUGCAUCCCAGAACCCCCAAGCUGUUGGCCCCACUGGACAGCAGGCCCCGGGAUAUUGCUGCCCUGCCAGCACUUAAACUCCACGUUCCCCUGAAGCCCAUAAGCCAGAGCCCCCUUUGCUCCAGGACCCGGCUGAGGAGAGAACGGUUGUUCUGGGGAAGCCCACUGACUACUAAGGGAGGAAGUGAGGAAAGCGGGUCCGGCAGCAGCCAGAGUUCCAUCGACCUGGAGGACGAGGAAGAUACAAAGGAUAUACUAAAGCGAGUUUCGGGAGAAAAACCUCUGAAGUUUGUUGGAGAAAGAUUGUUGCGGCAAUCCAACAGCAUGAGCGCCACCGAGGCUGAUUUGGUUUGGGAUAAAGGGCAGUAUUUUAAAGUUCAGUCAAGAAUCAGUCAUAUUCCACUGAUCCACAGAUCAGUACAUGACCUGGACGGAGACCCUAUCAGUGAUCUUGACAAUGCUGAACCAGCUAUAAACCCUCACUCUGAAGGCAAAGCCACCAGAAGGAUUUUUACAAAGGAGACUGAUGAGAGUCAGUCCUUUAUGAACUAUGCACAAAAAGGAGACAUUGUGGACAUUGAAAUACCUAUCAAAUCAAAGUCUAAGGAGGAACAUGACUAUGUGGGUUGCACCCCAGAGCCUGGUGAGCUGAGAUUAUUUGUUAUCAAGGAUGACAAUAGGGAUGUUAUUGCAUACCGUGAAGGAACUUCCAAAAAUGACCCACAACAAGUUAAACGGACAGAACGGAGAAUGAAGGAUUCCUGUGAUGAAAUAAACGGCGUAGGUAGCCCAAUCAUUUGUAGCAAGGAUUUGACGUUAACUGCUAGCACUACCGAGGAGAAAAUACAAUUAUUUACUUCAGCUGUAAAACUUCCUCAGUCAGACAUGGAUCCCAAGAAAGAUGAGAAGAUGUUUAAAGCCUUAAAGCCUGUCCGAAACAAGGACAGAAGAAGUAGCACAAACAGUGAAAUGAGAGAAAACAUUCAAACGAACCAGCAGUCCUUCAACAUGGUAGCGCGCAAAGAGCGAAGCAUCCUCAAUCGGAAUAAGUCCACAAGUAAUCUGAAGAACUCCUCACUUUCCGCACAAGGUAAAGAUAAAACAAGGAAAAGCCCAGAGCUAAUUAUUGGCGGAGAGACUGUCAUAAAAGGGAAGUCAAAGCUUAAAGUUGCAUGUUCUAACAAUGGCACCAUAUCAACUAGGAAGAAGCUUAAUGAUCAGAGCAAAAGACCAAAUCCUGAGAAGAUGAACAGCAACAGAAUUCCACCAGUUAGGGAGGUGAAGACCAUCUGGCAGUUAAAGAGACCCAGUCUAGCAGGCAAACCAAGGUCUAAAUCUGCCGUGGACUUCAUCACCUACAAAGACAUGUUUAAGCAGAUCCAUAGUGGGGAUGAAGGACCAGCCAUCUACGAGAUGUUUGCUGGUCCCGUCUAUGAUAACCUUCGAGUUUCUAGCUCCUGUGAGAAAGUCAAGGACAGACAAGUGCAGUCUGCUCCAUCCAAGAGGACGCCACAGUGGCAUAAAGUCAAACACAGAACAUCGAAACAGGCACAGAGGAGAAGUCCGGGGGAGAGCAUGGUUAUUUCAGCUAAAGGCAAACCAAAACAUGCAUCCUCUAGGGUGAAACAUCUCCACACACCUGUGCCAAGAAAAGUUAUUCCGAAAAAUAAGAAUAUGCCUGUAUCAGAAGGACUCAAAGAAGCUGAACUAUCUAAGGAUGAUGACAUUUUCCGUGGUAGUGCUCAAGAAACCAUUUUGUCUACGAUCGAGGAAGCUCUUUCUAGACAUGGGUCUGAAAUAGUCAAAUCUGAUGAGAACACAUUGACCAAGCCAAGAGCUUUAUCUCAUUAUACUCACCCCCACAUGAACAUGCAAGAAAUAGAAAACCCAAACCGACCAGUUUCUGAGCCUGUGUUAUCUCAAAGCCCCCAACAGGCAAAGAUCCAAACCUGGGCUUCUUCCAGCAGUGGUGACCACACCAUUGUGUCACCAGUUUAUAAGAAGUUUCUGGAUGAGGUGGGGGACGGGCCACUUACAGAUGACCUGCUGCAAUGUCUGGCUGAGGAGCUGAUCUCAUUGGACGAGAGAGAUGAAUACACAGAACCUGAGAGCCUGGAAUCGGAUGGAGAAAUCAAUUCUGUAUCAGUAAAUACCCCAGACAGUGGUGCUCUGCUUGGCUCUGUGUUGGUUGUAGAUGACGCGAUCACAUGGACAAAAGGGGAAGUACUCGGCAGGGGAGCCUAUGGGACAGUGUACUGCGGCCUGACCAGCCAGGGCCAGUUGAUAGCUGUGAAGCAGGUGAGCCUUGAUUCCUCUGACCCAGAUGCUGCCAAGACAGAGUACAUUCGUCUGCAGGGGGAGGUGGAGCUGCUUAAAACUCUAAGACACACCAACAUUGUGGGUUUCCUGGGUACCUCACUCCAACAGCAUGUGGUUUCCAUAUUUAUGGAAUACAUCCCAGGAGGAUCCAUCGCCAGCAUCCUUCACAGGUUUGGUCCUCUGCCAGAGCGUGUCCUGGCCUUGUACACACAUCAGAUUCUGGAAGGGGUGGCCUACCUUCACCUGAACAGGGUGAUUCAUCGUGACUUGAAGGGAAACAACAUCAUGCUGAUGCCCACUGGCGUCAUCAAGCUCAUCGACUUUGGCUGUGCGCGUCGUCUCAGCUGCCUGAACCACACCGCUAGCAACAGUGGAGAUCUGCUGAAGUCUGUCCAUGGCACACCUUACUGGAUGGCACCAGAGGUUAUCAAUGAGACAGGAUAUGGCAGAAAGUCUGAUAUAUGGAGUGUGGGUUGCACAGUGUUUGAGAUGGCCACAGGAAAACCACCACUGGCUCAUAUGGACAAGAUGGCUGCCUUGUUCUACAUAGGGGCUAAAAGAGGGGUGAUGCCCUCCUUACCAGAUGGGUUUUCGGAUAACGCAAAGGAUUUUGUACAAAUCAGCUUGACAAGCGACCAGAGACUACGGCCAUCUGCAGACCAGCUGCUGAAGCAUUCAUUCAUCCCCCAAAAUAAGUUUGGGGCGAACUCCUGGGAGAAGCAGAAAAAAAGCUGCUGUGGUCACCCAGAGGGUCUGUGCGGCUAACAAGUUACAUCUCCAAGAGAAUGUUUAGUUCAAGGACACAUUUUGAUGAUUUCAUUUGAAUUGAUGAAUCAAAUUAUUAUUAAGCAUUAUUUUGCGUCCCUUAGAGGGCUAGACACCAACCCCAUUGAUGCACUAGUAGUAUGUUUGAGCAUUGGACUUAUGGUAUUGUAUUCUUAAAAUGUUAAGAAACAUGAGAAGCACUUUGAACCAUUUCACUUUUGCCAAAUAGAACAUAUAAAAUGUGAACAGAAAGAUGCCAUGUUUUUUUUACCGAUUUUGUAGAUUUUCUAUAGAAAUCUCAUGUGUGCCAAUCUUAUAAAUGCCUUAAUUUAAAAUGUAUACAAUGCAACUCUCAGCUGCCUGUCACACACUAAUCUAUAUUGCUGCAUCAUUUUCAAAAGAUAGUUCUGAGUUAUUGAGGAAUCAAUGUGUAGAGUUUGCUAAUGCAUCAACUAACCCACAUUAACUUAUUGCUAGAACAACGUGAAUCAAACAUGUUUAUUUUCUUCGCAACCGUAGUAACAUUGUUAUAUGCAAAAUAAAACGACAACAACCAGGG